GCGAAAAAGGGUGGGCGGUGCUAUCUCCCGCCCAGUCAAUCAUCCGAGUUGCUCAAUUAGAGAUGGAGGUGGCAGACUUGAACCGGUUACAUUGCUUACUAUUGCUAAGUCGGUGUGUUGACCAGUAAUGCAACGUGAACUAACACGGUGGCCGCUCCACGAUGAAUCGAUACGGGGCUGGAUACGCCCUGAAGCCCGCCUGGAUCUUGGCUGUGACCUGCCUGGUUAGUGCCCGCAUUGGCCGCGGAUCUCCUCUGCUGUUCAAUCCUGAGGUGUUUCUGGAAAAAUACGGCUACCUUCAUGACAGCAACCACAUCCACGAUGAAGUUGAGAUGCAGUCAGCCAUCCGGGAAUUCCAGUGGUUGUCUCGUCUACCUGUGACAGGUGAACUCGACAGCGCCACCCUGAGGCAGAUGGCAGAGCCUCGCUGUGGCGUGUCAGAUGAGAGCAGCCAUCAGAUCUGGGCAAAGAGAGUAAACAUCAUCUUCACUGCGAGGAGUUCUUCCCCAACGGCGCUAUGGCGCCGCAGGAAGCGCUCUGCUGGAAAAGCUGACAAGUGGUACAAGCGCCACCUGGCCUACCGCAUCGAGAACUGGCCCGCCCACCUGUCUCUGGGCCCACUGCGACUGGCAGUGAACGCCGCUUUCCAGCUGUGGAGCAACGUGUCCGGUCUGGUGUUCCAGGAGGCCCCCGAAGGGCCCGCAGAUAUCCGGCUGGCCUUUUACGAGGGGGACCACAACGACGGGGCCAGCAAUGCCUUUGAUGGACCAGGGGGCGCUCUGGCUCAUGCCUUCCUGCCUCGCCGAGGGGAAGCCCACUUUGACAUGGCGGAGAGGUGGACGCUAAACGGGCACAAGGGCCAUAACUUGUUCAUGGUGAUGGCCCAUGAGAUCGGACACACGCUGGGGCUGGACCACUCCCCCGUGCGUCACGCUCUCAUGUCGCCCUACUACAGGAAGCUGGGGCGCAGUCUGGUGGUCAGCUGGGACGACAUCAUGGCCGUGCAGCAGCUGUACGGUAAGCCUCCAGGUGAUCGUCCUGUGCGUCUGCCAGGUGAGGUGUUGCACGCUGCUCUACAGGAGUGGGAAUUCAUGGACGUCCUUAAGAGACCACAGAGCAACAGCCUGCCUCUCUACUGCCAGUCCGGAAUGUUUGAUGCCAUCACUGGAGACCAGAACGGUACGAUGGCGGUGUUCCGAGGCAGCGUCUACUGGAGCGUAUCAGCCGACGGUAACGUAAGCGGCCCGUUGUCCCUCCGCCAAAGGUGGUCCGACCUCCCGGUGGCCAUUGAGGCAGCUGCCUUCUCUCCUCCGGACGCCAAGUGGUUCUUCUUUAAAGGGAAGCGAAUGUGGCGCUACUCCGGCCGAGUGCUUGACCCGGGUUUCCCCAAACGGAUCGUCGAGCUGGGGCUACCUCGCCACCCGGACUGUGCCUUCUACUACGCUCCUCUGGGUCACAUGGUAUUAUUCAAGGGGUCUCGCUACUUCGUUCUGAACCUGCAAACCCUCCACCAGGAGCCCUACUACCCCCGCAGGAUUAAAGACUGGACCGGCGUGCCUCAAGGCGCCAACGGGGUCCUGAGUCGUCCGGACGGGCGUCUUUACCUGUUCAGGGAGAAGCAGUACUGGAGGUUUGACCCGUUCAAGGUGCGAGUCACCAAAGUAGGCCAGUGGGUUAAAGAGCUGAGCUGGAUGGGGUGUGGUGGGGGUCCGCCGGGCAAUGACAUCCUUUGACCAGCAGGGGGAGUGCUAACUUGGUGCUAAUACCUUUGCUUUUUCAGACUGCAAUACAUCAAGUAUUUAAAGUAUUUAAAGAGAAGAUGGAGACCAAAAAACGUCACUGUGAUGUAUUUAUCAGCACCAGCGGCCAUCUUACUGAUCAUGGAUCAGUCCCACAGCAAUUUAGAGUUAAUGACUUUUUAUUCAUUUUUCAUCUUUUCUCAUGUGUGUCACAUGAUUAACAUUAGCAGGUUUAACAUCAAAUGUUGCUACUUUUAAACAAAGUCUGGUCUGCAGUGUGAAGAUGGGAAUGCUUCCUAUCUACGUACCAACAUACUCACAAAUAAUUACAUCUAAAUAUACAAACAAAAUAAUAUUUAGACAUAUGAAAGAAGUACUGAAAUACAAGACUAAGUUUACUGCUCUCCUUGCCAAUACUUUAAUAUGUUGUUUCUGUGCAGGCUUGUGUAAAAUUCCCCAAAUUCACUUCCGGUACACGAAUUUUCGACAGAAAUUGCAAACAGAAGAAUUGGAACUUUAAAUUAAAAUUAUAGGCGGCACGGCGGUCGAGUGGUUAGCGCGCAGACCUCACAGAUAGGAGACCAAGGUUCAAUUCCACCCUCGGCCAUCUCUGUGUGGAGUUUGCAUGUUCUCCCCCGUGCAUGUGUGGGUUUUCUCCGGGUACUCCGGUUUCCUCCCACAUUCCAAAAACUAGGUUAAUUCAUUUUCUACCGCUUUUCCUCACGAGGGUCGCGGGGGUGCUGGAGCCUAUCCCAGCUGUCUUCCGGCGAGAGGCGGGGUACACCCUGGACUGGUGGCCAGCCAAUCACAGGGCACAUAUAGACAAACAACCAUUC
Molecule: messenger RNA, 2575 nt
Organism: Doryrhamphus excisus (bluestripe pipefish)
Lineage: Eukaryota; Metazoa; Chordata; Actinopteri; Syngnathiformes; Syngnathidae
Gene: mmp28
Product: matrix metallopeptidase 28
Biological process (GO): collagen catabolic process; proteolysis; extracellular matrix organization
Cellular component (GO): extracellular matrix
Molecular function (GO): zinc ion binding; metalloendopeptidase activity
Source: RefSeq, a predicted model, not a curated record